Molecule: messenger RNA, 1513 nt
Organism: Chanos chanos (milkfish)
Lineage: Eukaryota; Metazoa; Chordata; Actinopteri; Gonorynchiformes; Chanidae
Gene: sav1
Product: salvador family WW domain containing protein 1
Exons: 5
Coding region: 1-1242 (413 amino acids)
Biological process (GO): hippo signaling; apoptotic process; negative regulation of cell population proliferation
Cellular component (GO): cytosol
Molecular function (GO): molecular adaptor activity; protein binding
Source: RefSeq, a predicted model, not a curated record
AUGCUCUCAAGAAAGAAAAGUAAAAACGAAGCGUCGAAACCAGCCGAAGUACAUGGGAAAUAUGUGAAGAAGGAGACAUCCCCGCUCCUGAGAAAUCUUAUGCCCUCUUUCGUCCGACAUGGUCCUACAAUCCCCAGACGAACCGAGGUGUCCCUGCCUGAAUCAGGACCCUCCUCUGCAUAUUCAUCGGUGGGGCCCGGUGUGGAACCUACAGUGGUUGCGGCUGCUCGAAACAAGAGCUUCCUCCGGAACCAAGUCCCCCGGUCAGCCCACGAGGUGGCCCGCCGGGAGAGCCACCGGCUGUCGGCACCGCCGUACUUACCCCGCAGCCUAAGCGAGCUGCCACACGAGUAUUCCGGCUCUUCGCAGUCCUUCCUCACCGACGUGGUUCCCCUAACAGAGAACGGAGAUGCCGGACGCUACUAUUACCCUCCUCAAGCUCCGGAGCCAUACUACGACAACCAGCGCAGAGCCCGCCGAGUCCCUGAGCAUUUCCACGAUGACUACCGAUACUAUGAACAGCAGCACAGUGAACCAGGCUUUCAGAGGCUUCCACCUCAACCACAGACGCCUCAGCCUCGCAGCCGACCUGCAGCAGGCAUAGGCCGCAUGCAAGCCAAGUCCCUGGGUAACCUGUCAAGUCCGAGCGGAGAGGACUUGCCCCUGCCUGCCGGCUGGACUGUGGACUGGACCAUCCGCGGGAGGAAGUACUACAUUGACCACAACACUAACACCACGCACUGGAGCCAUCCUCUGGAACGCGAGGGACUCCCCCCUGGCUGGGAGAAAGUGGAGUCGGCUGAGUUUGGGGUCUACUACGUGGACCACAUCAAUAAACGAGCCCAGUACAGACACCCAUGUGCUCCAAGUGUCCCCCGGUAUGACCAACCACCACCCCUACCCCCACCAGUCACCUACCAGCCCCGCCCUUCGGACAGAAACCAGCCGGUACUGGUGCCAGCCAACCCAUAUCACACUGCAGAGAUACCUGACUGGCUACAGGUGUACGCCCGGGCACCGCUCAAGUAUGACCACAUUCUGAAGUGGGAGCUGUUUCAGCUGAUGGAUCUGGACACGUACCAGGGCAUGCUGAAGCUGCUCUUCAUGAAAGAGCUGGAGCGUAUCGUCAAGUCGUACGAGGCUUACCGCCAGGCCCUGCUGACCGAGGUGGAAACGCGCAAGCAACGACAGCAGUGGUAUGCACAGCAGCCGCCCAGCAAAAACUUCCCCUCCAACAUAUGAGCCCGCCACAUCCCAACUGCACGCGUAAACCACACCUCCAUCUAAAGCGGGUUCUUUUUCUUUCGCCUGAUAACAUGUCUCCACCCGCUUACCAAAAAAACGCCACUCGUGUCUUAGCAGCCUGAUCCAAAUAUACAACAGCCAGCCAUCGGGAAUGCGACACAGCUCCUAUGGACUGUCCCACAAGAGAACAGCAGAACAGGGCUCACGUGUUCCUUGUGUUAAAGAGAGGGACAGAGAUGAAGAGAUUGGUGUGCAGCUGUUGGCUCCU